Pleuronectes platessa (European plaice) is the source of this 773-nucleotide messenger RNA. RefSeq names its product dynein axonemal assembly factor 6 (gene dnaaf6). Bases 100 to 684 code for a protein of 194 amino acids. The record is from RefSeq and is a predicted model, not a curated record. The transcript is spliced from 6 exons. Gene Ontology annotation, biological process: flagellated sperm motility; axonemal dynein complex assembly. Gene Ontology annotation, cellular component: cytoplasm. NCBI's taxonomy places the organism in Eukaryota, Metazoa, Chordata, Actinopteri, Pleuronectiformes, Pleuronectidae. Gene Ontology annotation, molecular function: protein-folding chaperone binding; dynein intermediate chain binding.
CGGAGAACGUCAACAGCUCUGACGCGUUUCUGCGUCUGUUCCUCAUCCGGGAUUAAAACAGCGUCAAUUGAUUUUUCUGGGAUUAAGGAAGUUUUGUAAAUGGAGGGUUUUGUUUCCUCCGCUCAGAGUUUACAGGCUCUGUCUGCUCUGUUAUCCACUGGGCAGGAGGAAGAGGAAGAUGAAGAAGAAGAGGGCAGAAAGGGGACAGCCCUCGCAAAGCUGGGUCCUGGAAGCAUUGGUCCCCCACCCACAAAACAUAAAGAAGUGACCACUGCCUGUGUGACGAGGAACAGUAAAGAUAUCUGGAGCGAGGAGGAGGUCGCUGACGGCUCCCAGUUCGAUGAUCUGACCGACCUGCGGCCGCAGCCUGAGUAUGAAAUAAUCCUGAAGCAGAGCGUGGGGACAGAGGAUGUCUUCUUGGGCUUGAGUGGAAAGGAUCCAUCGUCCAUGUGCUGUGAAGCCAUACUGGUGAAAAUCAAACUGCCAGACACUAAAGCAACAGAUGUGGUCCUGGACGUACAAGAGAAGUUCCUUGAUCUGCGGACGCCAAAGCACAAACUGGGUCUCCAUCUCCCAAACGCCGUCCACAGACACGAGGGCAAAGCUCAAUUCUUCAGCGAGCGAGAGGAGCUGCAGGUGACGCUGAUGGUGAAACGGCCCAUGGAUUUUAUCAACAUGCAAUAAGACAGAAUGAGAAUGUCCCCAUGAGUAUUCAGAGGAAACAGAAAAUAAGUGAUGGAGACAUAAACUGUCUAUGUGAAGAGAAAUGAUCA